AUGCUCUCCUUUUCAGCGCUGAGUCUACUCUUCCUCGCCGUCGGCCCUGCUCUCGCCAUCCCUCCACCAGACUUUGGCUUCCCAGAGGCUCCGAACGAUACCGCCCUCGCAGUCACGUUCCCGAACAAUGGCAGUCCACUGGUCGUCGCCGAAGCCCAGCUCUUCGGUGUGACAAUUCCUUCUCAAGAACCCACCGUGGCCGUCGACCCCUCUAGAUCCGCGUCCAUCGCAAGCUACAAUGGCUCCUACACCCUCCUCAUGGUCGAUCCCGAUGCCAGAUACCCUGAAGCGCCCACGUCUCGGUUCAUCCUCCACUGGCUGCAGACCAACAUGACAACCGGUCCACAAGCUGCUGACGGGACCACACAACUCAUUAACACGACCCAGCCACGAGCGCCGUAUCGCGGUCCGGCCCCUCCAACGAACUCCUCCGCCCAUCGGUACAUCCUGUACGCCUUCUUCCAGCACGAGAACUUCACAUUUCCGCCGGCUUUCGAAGGCUACAACGCUACAAACCGGACGAGCUUCAACCUAACAGAUUUCCUGGAUCAGUCGAACUUAGGUCAAACAGCUGCAGCAGCAAUGUACUACUUUGCCAGCAACCAGACCGGAGUGCCUCCGGACUUUGUUGCUGCUGCCGGCGCGACGUAUCCAAGCGGGAAUGGGCAGAUGAUCACGGCCGGCCCUGGUCCCAGCAUCGCACCUUCUUCCACACCUGCCACUGCUACGGCAUCGGCUACUGGAGCGAGCUCUGAGGGCUCAAGCUCGGGCAGUGGGUCCGGGGGUCCCUCAGCGACGGGAUCGGCGGCGUCAGCUUCACCCUCAAGCGAUGCCGUCAAGACAAGAGCCGGAUUAGGUGUUGUCAUGAUAGCAUGCACGUUGAUUGUCUUGACUUUUGCAUGA
Cladophialophora yegresii CBS 114405 is the source of this 903-nucleotide messenger RNA. RefSeq lists its product as uncharacterized. The record is from RefSeq and is a predicted model, not a curated record. Lineage: Eukaryota; Fungi; Ascomycota; Eurotiomycetes; Chaetothyriales; Herpotrichiellaceae. Bases 1 to 903 code for a protein of 300 amino acids. The transcript has 2 exons.